This is a messenger RNA of Dermacentor silvarum, 6237 nucleotides long. RefSeq names its product rho GTPase-activating protein 15-like. Gene Ontology annotation, cellular component: cytoplasm. The record is from RefSeq and is a predicted model, not a curated record. The transcript is spliced from 15 exons. The coding region runs from base 1383 to 4109 and encodes 908 amino acids. Lineage: Eukaryota; Metazoa; Arthropoda; Arachnida; Ixodida; Ixodidae. Gene Ontology annotation, biological process: regulation of GTPase activity; signal transduction. Gene Ontology annotation, molecular function: protein binding.
GCGACCGCUUGAUUGAAAAGAGGAAGCUCGUGACAUUGAGUCUCGUUUAGGAGGCUCGGAUCGUGCAACAAGUCCGUAAAGUGCGGGAAGCAGUGUGCGCAACCACUUGCUUCGUUGCGGGCGUCGCCGGAAAAGAAUAUAUUUGGUACCUGGGUGAACUUUGUGGCCAUCCCCUUAAUCCCAGCUGCGAAGGUCGAAUCGGCAAUUAUCGUGAUUUACAUUAUCGUUGCGUUGUCGUUUGGCGUUAACACGCCGUUGUAUGCAUGUGCAUCGUUUAUUCCAAGUCGAUGAAUCACUUUGCAAGUAGGACACGCGCGCUGUGCAUGUCGGAAUAAGCUGGACACGCAUUAUUUCGCUUUGCCUUCAACACUUGACCAUUGCCCGGUCGCGGUAGCCUUUAUUCGUUGCUCAUUUCAAAUCGUUCUAUGAGCGAAAAGCAGCAAGGUAGAAAGUGGAACGCGCGUGCAUGCUCGCCUCGGCGUGUAACCGCGUUUCGCACGCCGGAGGCGACGUUAAUUGUAUUCGUGCCGCUCGGAAAACGCGUGUCAAAAGUGCUCAAAAGAGACGAAAAGAGUGCAUUGCCAAGGUUGCGUGAAAAAGAAUUCCGUGACGGCGUCCGCAGGCAGCUGAGCGAUCUGCACUGGCAAGCUAGGCGUGAGUGCCAGUCUCGAGAAACAAUUGCGUUUUUGCAACGUCACGCGUGCAGAGUGAAUAAUAAGUCGCGCGUGAUACGUUCCCGCAGAUGUUAGUUUAUUGGACGUAUGUUGACAUAUUGGGUGUGUGGGAAUGGCAGAGCAAAUUUACUGAGCAUGGUGCUGGCUUUUCUGUAACAUAACGUGCCCCAAAAGGCACACAAUUUGACCUAUAGUGUUUGUUUCUGUCGGACAGGAUGCUAUUGCACAUAGGCCAAAAAUAAAUAUAAACGUCCUUGCUCUUGCCAUCCUAAUGACCUUGAUUAAUAAACGUGUUCAAGUAGCAUACUGUUUAUUGUAGUAUCAACAGUGCCAUAAGUCAUAUCAGUAGUAGUGUCAUAAGUGCUUUACAGCUGUAGCUUUAGCUGUGGCAUCAUACAAUUUUGCUUACAGCAUGCAUGUUCUGCAUGCGAAAGGGCCAUUAAGCAGUUAUAAGUUUAAGUUUCUCAUUCCUUUGCUCCUCAUUUAAACAGACUGCACACAAUGUUCUGCUUUGUAGCUAUGAUGCCGAUGCACACCAUGCUGCAUUUUGUUCAGAACUUUGCAGCUGUUAUCGCAGUGCAGUGAUGUAUAUUGCAGACGUACGCAGUAUUGCUCUUACGAGUUGGCUCUCAUGUGACAUGCCCCAGGCAGAGCAACGGGAACAGGGUGGCAUGGGCAAAGCCAGCCAUAGAUGAUGCGAGCUGAAGCAUGUGUGAGCAGACCCGGGUACUGCCAGAGUUUGGGGGCUGCCAGGCGAGCAGACGGCGUGCAGACCCACUGGACAAGAGCAGCAGCCUGUGGUGGCGGCUGACCGGCCCCAGCCGACACGCAGCGGCACGCCAAGCCAGCACUGCAGAGGGUGUCUACGCAUCUAUCAAACCACUGGCCAAAAGCCUGCCUCAUGUUGACAAGCCGGUGCCUUCAGAGCUGUCUGGUGAGCCCUUGGGCAUCCAGUCUAAUAUGCGGCAGCGACAGCGGGCGUCAAACUCGUCCCUGAACCACGCAGACGACCAGUGGCAGUCGCGUAGCCUGAAUGCUUCGCCUAGUGACACCUUGGACUCGCCUGCAGAUGCAGCAAGUUCCAUCUCACGCUCGUGUGAGUCUUUGGAUGAGCCUGAGAUUGACUAUUCGGACAAUGAGGAGUCCUCCAGUACUGAUGCUGCCAAAGAAACCGCCUUCAAUGAGCCGUCAUCCCAUCACUUCAGGCGUGACAGGGGGUCACCAAUCUACGCCAACUUUCCACCGCUACCAUGUCCUCCGAGCCCACCACACCCAUCACCUGAGGAGCAACCGCUGCGUUUUUUGAGUGACCACUGGGCUGAAUUUGAUGCUCGUGGUGUUGGCCGAAAGUUCUAUUACAACUUUCAUACGGGACAGCGCUCGUGGAAGCCUCCCAGGCGCCGAGGGGAGCUGCCUGCUGCUCAUGAACGAGAUCAUGCCAACCUAGCUCCUCCGUCGGACUCGCCACGGGUUUCCCAACGCAAGGGUCCACCUCCCCUUCCACCAGCCAAAAAGAAGCCACCCAGCCAAAGCAAUCCACUGUCGUCGAGCCAAGACAGUUUGCUGUCAUCCAGCCGAGACAGCUUGUUGUCCUCUAGUCGAGAGGACCUCCUGUCCAGCAGCCGAGAUAGCCUUUCACAGUCCUGUGCAACUGGCCGUAGCCGUCCUGCUCUAAACCAUCCUGGUUCUUCUUCCCUUCCACGAGAGCACACUAGUGAGGAACCCGUCCAGCACAAUGGCAACAGCAAGUUCUACUUUGCUCGUGGCAGUCGGCUGGCAACAGCUUACCAGUCUGCUACAGACAGGUGGUACAGCUCAGCAGAGGACCCAAGCCAGGUGACUGGUGACAGACCGCGUCUGCUUCCAACCAGUUCUAUUGAGGAGGAGACCGACUCCUGCUGCGACAGUCAGCCACCAUGGGAGCGCAGAGCACUGCCAGCCGCGGCCGAGGGCAGCAGCGGCGCACGCGGCGGCCAUUACACAGGGGUUGCGCCGACGUUGACGCCGAAGCUGAACCGGUUGAAGCCCACGCCUCCACCGGUGCUUCCCUUAUCCUCAUCCCUCUCUGAGGCAAAGCAUGCCAGGGCCAUGAGGACGCGUUCCAUGAUCCUGCCUGAGGACUACCCACUGCAUGGUCCAUCCGUGGCGGAAGCCAUAGAGACCUUUGACACACUAGAGUUGGUGACACGUCAGGGUACGCUGAACAAGACAGAGUUGGUACGAGCAGGCAAGAAGCAGAAGAAAAGCUGGUCACCUGCAUACGUGGUACUCACCAACCGAAACCUGUUCCUCUACAAAGACAUCAAUACGGCACAGGAGAAACCAGCCGGGAAAAGUGCUGAACUUCAGAUAAACCUGGCUGGAGCAGUCAUUGACUGGUGCCCCGACAAGUCUAAACGUCGAAAUGUCUUUCAGCUGAGCACUACAGCUGGGCAAAAGGUGCUCCUCCAAGAUGACAAUGUCCAAACGAGCAAGGAAUGGUUUGACACCAUCAGUGCAGCUAUCAAGAGGCUGCCCAACGGUUUGGGCCUCGUUAUGGGCUGGCAGCCGGAACAGCCUCCCGCUCCACCUCCCCCUCCCGAGGAAAGUGCACCUCCACCUUCAUCCAGCUUUGCAUCUCGGCGUAGCAAGAAGGCUAGCCGAUCCAAGUCCAUUCGCCAGCCAGCAUCACCGCCUGCACCGACUUCUGAUGUUGCACAGCAGCCACAGUUACAAGCUACUAGUGUGGUGGACACCUGUGGAAGCCAGAGCCCCCAGGAGCGAAAGAACCGCAUUCGAAACAAGCUUCGGCAGUUUUUUGUUCGAAGGCCAACACUGGAAAGCCUUCAGGAGAAAGGCAUCUUUAAGGAUGAGCCUGUGUUUGGUUGCACACUGGCACACUUGUGUGAGAAGGACCGAUCAAACGUGCCUCGGUUUGUCCAGGAAUGUAUCCUCGAGAUCGAGAGGAGAGACAUGACGGCUGAUGGUCUUUAUCGUGCCAGUGGCAACCUCUCUCAAGUGCAGAAGGUCCGGUGCCAUGUCAAUCAAGAUGAUUACAGCAUCCUAGCACAAGAAGAAGACAUCCAUGUGCUGACAGGAGCACUCAAGAUGUUCUUCCGGCACAUGAAAGAGCCUCUUUUCCCCUACAAUCUGUUCCUCAAGUUCCUCAAGGCAAUUGGUCAGCCCACAAGAACGACUAAGAUGGCCAUGUUUCGAGAUCUCCUGUCUGAGCUGCCACGACCAAACUAUGACACACUCAAGUACCUGCUUAGGCAUCUCCUGAGGGUGACAGAGCACAGCGACAAAAACCGCAUGCACAUCCAAAACCUGGCCAUCGUGUUUGGGCCAACACUGCUGUCGUCAGGCGAGGAGCCCCGAAACCUGGCUUUAGACAUGAUGCAACAGAACCAGGUCAUCGAGUUCCUCCUGCUCGAGUUCAACUUCCUGUUUCCUUGAACACUGUUCUUCUUCUUCAUACUCCCAAAGAGCAGGGAAAUCUACCCCUGCAGUUUUCAGUUCCUACCGCUACUACUGCUGUGGCACUGCUGCACUGUGGUCGUGACACGCGGAGCACCCACUAAAGUUGUCCAGAAUUCCGCUUGCACCAUGCAAGCAGAAGAAGAGUGUUGUGCCCUUGUUAACCCCCCCCCCUCGGGUAAUUCCUAGCCAUUCCUUCCACGUGGAUGGCAUCUCCUGCCGCAUGACAACAGAACAGUUGCAUGCUUAUUCGGGACGUCGACCUGCUAAAAUACAUCUCGGAGAAGUUGCAGACACUGUGCUCAUGCUGUGCCCUAUAAAUGGUGACAUUGCUUCGUGCCUGCCACUAGGUGCCAUGGUUCCGAGUAAUUGCUGCAAGACUGUGCUUUGGUCGCUCCGGAUGCAUGCCCAUCAUCCAUCAGCCGUUACGGCCAUGGUGCCGUCAUCAUGGUUGGCCUCACCAUCAAGAGACACCAUGUUUUCGAGACUGGUUUAGCUGAUAGCCGUGUUUGAAAUAUUUUGAGGCCAGAGGUUGAACUCUCUGGGCCUGCUUUUAAGCUAGAAUAGAUUAAUGUUAUCAUUCCAAGUGCCCAAACUCAUCUGUAGUGGAUCACUGAAAGUAUCUGUUCUCCUUUAAUUAUUAUUACUAUUAUUUUUUCUUUUUGCCUUGAUGUAGCCGUAGCAGUGCUCGAAUGGAAGUGGCAGCUCUUGCUGCUCAGCUUGAACAGAAUUCAUGGUUCUGCAAACAUCGUCAGAAUACUAAAGUGGAUUUUCCCUCAUGAAUAAUUCACUGCCCUUGUGAAAGGAAGCCAGGGGAAAGCAAGCCGACAGAUGGGGCUAGUGUGCCUAGAAAAACUUUUAAUAUGCAAGGUAAAGACAUCUAUUCUAUAGAAGCCCAUAUUAGGUCUUCAACAAAGAAGUUGUGUGCAAUUCCACAAUGUUUAUGUCCUAAUAAUAUGAGAAGUAUAUCAGCUGACAUGCAGAGUUGUGUUGAGCCAGCCAUUGCAUUAGCAACUGCAGUUACUGUGUACUGAAACUCUUGUUCAUUUUUCUAGGAAGGCUAGUGGGCUCCUCGUUUUAGCUGAAGAUAAUGCGCCAACUGUGGCGAGCAUCUUGUUUGUUGCACUCGAGCGCAAUCAGCUGGAAGGUUGUUUCUAUCUAUAUCUUUGACUGCAAAAUGCGUCUUGUACCUGUGGUUUUUGAGCAGCAGUGGGCAAAUUAGGCCGUUAUAGUCAGCUGAGUGUUUAAAAAUGACAACCUGACCGGAAGUCAGAGUUUCUGUUGCACCUUCCCGCACACCUUUGCCUUCUUGCUCCAUUGUUGAGAGCUGGCUGGUUUUCUCGGUGAAAUUUCAGACAGAGCUGCACAAAACAAAGUGUACAAAGGUUGGUAAAUGUGCCAGAAAGUUGUGUUGGCAGUGUGGUGGCAAUAACCUUAAGCAAGUCAUGAUACACUGUACAAAACGGAGUACUCUCUCUUUUUCUUAGAUAUUUUGUUUGUUAGAGGUGCAAAUGUCACGUGCCCAUAUUGCAGUCCUUGUAAUUUAUUGUUCUUCAGUUGAACGCAGGAGUACCAUGAAUAUUGCAAGAUGCUGGUCAGCGUGAAACCAGUUGCAUUGUCUCUUUUAGUUCUCUUCCGCGAAGGAGGCUGUUCUGUGUAAAUGCGCGACACCACAAUCAACAAUUUUGGGGGUACUUUUGAGCAUCCAGUAAAAAGAGAUCUGGCACGUUUGUUAGGUGUUUGUAGUUUAGUUUGAUACUUGUUGCUUUAAGAGAAUGUUGGGAAUUGUGUGUAACAUCAUGGUUCAUGAGGCAUGCAAAUGUGGUUGCUAAUUCUGUGAUAUUUUAUGACAGUAUUACAGCCCGUUGAAAAGGUAUAGCAGUGCUGCCUCUUUUUGUGUGUGUACAAUUUUGACUUAAAAAAAGGCAUGCCAUUGCUUGUGAAUAAAGGAGCACGUAUCAGGUUUAUUUAUUUACAUUCCUCACGGUAUGCUCUGUGCCUUAAGAUAAAAUCAAUGAUAUGCAGUUUUUGAAGGUGUUUCAGGUUUGCCAUUGUGUUGUUGAAUUUAGAGAGCAUUAUAAAUUAAUAGCAAAUAAAGUUGAUUUUU